Prunus persica (peach) is the source of this 759-nucleotide messenger RNA. RefSeq names its product PLASMODESMATA CALLOSE-BINDING PROTEIN 2. The record is from RefSeq and is a predicted model, not a curated record. Bases 217 to 759 code for a protein of 180 amino acids. Lineage: Eukaryota; Viridiplantae; Streptophyta; Magnoliopsida; Rosales; Rosaceae. The transcript is spliced from 7 exons.
UCCUGCUUCUGUUCUUCUUCUCGGGUACGGUAGAGAUUCGUGGACUCUUAAGCUGCAAAGUUGAUGUUUUUUUUUUCAACAACUCUAUAGAGCAUUCCACAUUGUUGUAAUUUCUUUCCCCCUUUUCUGCUCUCUCUCUACAUUUUCACCUAUAUUCAUCCAUGGCUUCUUUUUUGUUUUGUUUUGUUUUUUUUUUUUUUUGCAGGGUUGAUUUCGAUGUUGGUGAAUGGACAGAAAUCUUGGUGUGUGGCAAAGCCUGCAGCACCACAACAUGCACUGCAGUCAGCUCUGGACUAUGCCUGUAACUAUGCGGAUUGCAGCCCUACAAAGAAAGGAGGUUCUUGCUAUGACCCAGAUAGGCCAGUGCACCAUGUCUCAUUUGCCAUGAAUGCUUACUACCAGAAGAUGGGAAGAAACCAAUGGAAUUGUCAUUUGAACAAUACUAGUCUCAUUUCCUUGGCAGAUCCAAGUUACAAUCCCUGCUGCCAAUUUGUGAGUGGAGGAUCAGGACCUCCACUGCCACAGGAAAAGGAGGUUUUGGUGAUUGUAUCUAUGUUUGAGUCUGCCCAAAAGGAAAAUGGAAACUGUAAUUUGGUGGUUGCAGGAGUGAGAAUGAACAUUGGGGUAACCUUUAAGAGAUAUCGAGCUAUUAAGGAAGUUGGGAAGAUUAUAAUGAGUGUUGGGGUUAUUGCCUACUACCAACUGAUGCAAGUUUGUCAGGCUGAAUACUUCCGUCAGUUGCUUAAACCUGUUACGUAG